Molecule: messenger RNA, 849 nt
Organism: Racocetra fulgida
Lineage: Eukaryota; Fungi; Glomeromycota; Glomeromycetes; Diversisporales; Gigasporaceae
Source: the annotation of a GenBank genome assembly
GUAAAUUUUGCCACCUCAGGGGUGAGAUGUGGUAAAGGUGGAAAGUCGACUCUUGGAAAAGGGCUUGAAAAUAUUGCUACUGCGGUGGAUCAAUAUCGAUAUAGAUCUGGUCGCUCAAAAACAGAAACAAUUAUAGGACAAAUAAGUGAUACACAAGAAGUUUUACGUUCUACACUUGUAGACAUUGCGAAUAGAGAAGAAAAACUAGAUGCUUUAAAGCUAAAUGCACCCUCUCCAGCAGAAAGUGGUCCACCUGGACCGAAUUCACCUCCUAAUGGCCCACCUCCUAAUGGCCCACCUGAACCGAAUUCACCUCCUAAUGGCCCACCUGUUCCCAAUUCAACAGAUAGUGCGGAUAGUGGCCCACCAGAUUCGUCUAUUACCGCCGACAGUGUCCCGAAUCCUACUGGUCCACCUGGACCACCGGGACCAGCCCGUUUGUCAGACAGCCCACAAGGUCCAACUCCUACAGCAGAAAAUGGCCCGCCUGAUUCGACUCCUGAAUCAGAAAACGGCCCACCUGGACCACCGGGUCCAUCUCCUACAGAAGACAGUGGCCCACCUGGACCACAGAAUCAGGGUCCUGAAUCAGACAAUGGUCCACCGAGUCCGAGUCCUACAUCAGAUAACGGUCCAGCUGGACCGCCAGAUGAUUCAUUUGGCCCAACUCCUACACGUCCACCACGGCAUAAUGGACCAUCCGAUCCGGCCGCAACAGAAGAAAGUGGCCCACCCGGUCCACCUGGUCCCCCGGAUUCAAGUCCUGCAGAAGAAAACGGCCCACCCGGGCCACCGGGUUCAAGUCCAACGGAAGAAAGUGGCCCACCUGGACCUCCGUCACGUCGCUAG